Messenger RNA from Helicoverpa armigera (cotton bollworm), 1455 nucleotides. RefSeq names its product probable RNA-directed DNA polymerase from transposon BS. NCBI's taxonomy places the organism in Eukaryota, Metazoa, Arthropoda, Insecta, Lepidoptera, Noctuidae. Bases 1 to 1455 code for a protein of 484 amino acids. The transcript is spliced from 2 exons. The record is from RefSeq and is a predicted model, not a curated record.
AUGUUGCAAGAGCAAAAGCACACGAGAAACUAUGAUGCUCUAGAUAGCCCGGCAGGCCAAAAAGACCUGUACCGGUUAGCUAAAUCUAGAGAGAGAAUGAUGAGGGAUGUUAGCAAAAUUAAGUGUGUAAGGGAUGGAAUAGGAACGGUCCUCUCGGAUGACGUGAGAAUAAAAGGAAGGUGGAAGGAAUAUUUUGAAAGACUGAUGAAUGAAGAAAAUGUGUGGAGUGGUGUGCUCUACAAUAAACCAGUAAAUGAGGGCCUAGUCAGAAACAUUUGUGUGGAUGAGAUGAGAAAAGCACUGAAUGGAAUGAAGAAUGGCAAAGCGUUAGGACCGGAUGAAAUACCAGUGGAAGUGUGGAAGUUAUUGAGGAUGAAUGGAUGGAAGUGGUUAGCUUUAUUCUUCAAUAAGUUGUUGCAAGAGGAAACAAUACCGGACGAAUGGUGCAAUAGUUUCCUGGUGCCCAUUUUUAAGAACAAGGGUGAUGUGUUGGACUGCAAUAACUAUAGGGGAAUAAAGUUAAUGUCAGAUAGUAUGAAAGUUUGGGAGAAAAUUAUUGAAAGAAGGCUGAGAGAAGAGAGUGAUAUCUCACGAAACCAAUUUGGUUUUAUGCCUGGUCGGGGUACAACGGACGCUAUAUUCUGUAUUCGCCAAUUGUGCGAAAAGUACAGGAGCGCACACAAGAACUUACAUAUGGUGUUCGUUGACCUCGAAAAGGCAUAUGACCGGGUACCUCGUGAGGUUUUGUGGUGGGCCCUUAAGUAUGUGCAGUUGAUCCGAGCGAUGUACGGCAGAUGCAGUACACAAGUCCGGUCCACAGCCGGCACUACCGCCAGUUUCAGUGUAGGCGUUGGCUUACAUCAGGGGUCGGCGCUCAGUCCUUACCUCUUCCUGUUAUUAAUGGACGCCCUUACAGCGGACAUACAGGAGGAGGUCCCCUGGUGUAUGCUUUUCGCCGAUGACAUUGUUCUGGUGGGGGAGAGUGGGCCAGAGGUCCAGAGCAGAUUGGAGGCAUGGCGGCUAAGACUCGAGACGGUGGGUUUAAAGGUCAGCAAGAGCAAAACAGAGUACCUACAUUGUGAUUUUGGCGGUUUAUCAAGACCCAUGACCAUAACCCUAGCCGGCAUGCCCCUACCAGUCUGCUCCGACUUCCGGUACCUUGGUUCACUCGUCCAAAGUGACGGUGAGGUGGACAGGGACGUUACGCAUCGGAUCAAUUCUGGAUGGAUGAAGUGGCGACAGGUAACAAGCACCAUUUGUGACCCACGGAUGCCCCUCAAACUGAAGGGCAAAAUUUACAAAUCCGUAAUAAGACCUGUCGUCCUGUAUGGCUCAGAGUGUUGGGCAUUGAAAAAGAAGGAUGAGAAAAGAGUGCAUGUCGCAGAGAUGAGAAUGCUGAGAUGGAUGUGUGGGGUUACCAGAAUGGACAAAUACGUAAAGAGGAGUAGCAUAUAG